AUGCUACUGGCUCUCAUAACUGGACAACGUUGUCAAACUAUUCACAAACUUAACAUACACCUUAUGCAGAAAUUGCCAGGGAAAUACAUAUUCACCCUUGGGGAAAAGCUCAAACACACUAAGCCAGGAACUCAUCAAAAACCAAUAGAACUCUCGAGCUGUGCAGACAGGGACCUGUGUGUUGUUCGCCAUUUAGACGAAUACAUUCAUCGGACGACAUCAAUACGAACAGACAAUUCACAAUUGUUAAUCAGUUGUAUAAAACCACACAAUCCGAUAUCGAAAGAUACGGCAGCGUGUUGGAUCAAUGAAGUACUCAGAGAUGUAGGCAUCGACACAAAUAUAUAUUCUUCGCACAGUAGCAGAGCGGCUGCAACAUCAUAUGGAUUCGCGAUGGGAGCUAGACUUACCGAAAUUCUUGAAGCAGCGGGCUGGUUCAACGCUCAGACGUUCGCCUCAUAUUAUCAAAAACCAAUUGUGACAGACACGUUGGGAACUAAUAUUAUGCAGGCGUUUGCAGCAGAUGCUGAACGAGAUCGAGUUUAG
This is a messenger RNA of Paramuricea clavata, 546 nucleotides long. The record is from the annotation of a GenBank genome assembly. Lineage: Eukaryota; Metazoa; Cnidaria; Anthozoa; Malacalcyonacea; Plexauridae.